Messenger RNA from Myzus persicae (green peach aphid), 827 nucleotides. Its product is annotated as enkurin-like. The coding region runs from base 1 to 792 and encodes 263 amino acids. NCBI's taxonomy places the organism in Eukaryota, Metazoa, Arthropoda, Insecta, Hemiptera, Aphididae. Gene Ontology annotation, molecular function: calmodulin binding. Gene Ontology annotation, cellular component: acrosomal vesicle. The transcript has 4 exons. The record is from RefSeq and is a predicted model, not a curated record.
AUGAGUGAAGGCCAGGAAAAUAUUAAAUACUUAAUACAAAGGCCGAAGACACCAGUGGUCAAACCACCGAUGCACCGUUCAGUCUUUAACAAAUCGAUUAAGAGGGAAUUCAAAUCGAAUAGGGGUUGUCACCAAACGAUGGGCUAUGCUGAAGUUAAGCCCAAUCAACCAUCAAAGUUUUUAAAAAAACAUACCAGAAAAGUGAUAAGACCAUUUGUCGGUACAAAAAAAAACAUUACUAUUCCCGGGUCUUCAAAUGCUUUAAAUCCAGUGUAUCCCAGUCGACGGUGUCGUAAACCAGAGAGAAAAACCGAAGAAAAAACUAAAUUAAUCAAGAGAAAUUUCCUACAUGAAAACAUUGUUGAUGUGAUAAGGAAGGUGCCUCCAUUGCCUAAGCAUCGGGUGCAGGACAGUAGGAAAGGACAUACAAUGGUUUUAGAUGAGGCUGGCCUAGAGCCGACAUACGUGUCUAAGAAGAAUUUUGGCAAAACACCUUCGUACAUUAAGAAAAUAAUCAAGAACAAGGAAACGGAAAAACUUACUGAGGUCGAACGUAUACGGACGAUCAAGCCACCGUUGCGUUUUUUGCCACUAGAUGAGCGCAACAAGUUAUUAACAGGAAUGAAGGCCAAUUGGGGUGAAUUGUAUACAGAAUUUUUAUUAUUGCCGAUGGUCACAGAUUCAGUGCCAAAAAUAAAUCGCAAAGCCCGGCUCGAAAAUCAAUUAAAUAAUUUAGAAAAGGAUAUUAACAUACUGGAAAAGUACCCAUCCUUAUAUGUGUGUGAUGAUUAAUGUUUUAAAAUGUCAUGAUGUAUAUUUACUAAAAA